AUGGACCCGACCAUUUCCACCUCGGUCGCUGAUGUUGUCAAGACUGGUGGCAGCACCCCGGCUGCGAGUGACCGGUGUCCGGACUUAUUCGGGCUUUUUCUCAUCGUCCAAACCACCGGGCGGGCUGGUCAAGCCUGGGCAGCAACAGACGACGAGCGUGGUGAAGCGCACGAAUUCACCGACAGAGAUGACUCAGCAACCACCGAGUCCUGCAGCAGAGCCACCGUCUCUCCCGUCCCCUACCCGAUCCCCACGAUGCACCCCUCGCCUGUGCUCGCGACCAUGCAUCUUCACUCGUUCUUUGCCCUCGAUCGGCCCAUGCUCUUGCUCUCUCAGUCCACCUCCAGGCUCUUCACCACUGAUCCACCCAAACGCCAGACAGAGGACUCGUCCGAGACUGACUCGGAUGCCGAUGCUGCAAGGAGCCUAUCACAUGCCCUCGUCAUGAGCCGAGUCCAGGGCGCGGCCGUCUGGGCAGAUACCCUCGCCCGUCUCGGUGUCCCUGCUGAUCCCACAGAGCAGAUCCAGGAUGUGGUCUCUAUGGACAGCGUCAAGCGCAAGAGGAGAAAAAAGAUCACAAAGCACAAAUACAAGAAGAGGAGAAAGUUGCAACGCUCUGAACGAAGGAGGCUGGGCAAAUAA
Molecule: messenger RNA, 642 nt
Organism: Rhizoctonia solani
Lineage: Eukaryota; Fungi; Basidiomycota; Agaricomycetes; Cantharellales; Ceratobasidiaceae
Exons: 4
Coding region: 1-642 (213 amino acids)
Biological process (GO): mRNA processing
Source: RefSeq, a predicted model, not a curated record